ACUAAUUGCAUUUACAAAUGUUCUUAGUGCAGUUUAUAUCCAUUUUCGUCAUUGAAUUCGUUCAUUCAAACGACUGUUACGUCAUUGAUCAGGCCCAGAAUCUACAAAUCGAUUAAUCGAUAUAUCCGAGCUUUGGAGUAUUUGAAUUGCAAGAUAUUAACUAAUCUAUUAGUUAUUAAGCAAAAAUAUAGUUAAAUAUGAAAAAAUGUUCCCUAGUUAUUAGUUAAAACUCCACUACAAUGUCUUAAUAAAAACUAAUAUUUAAGCUUUAAUUUAUCCAAUAAUUGGUGGCCAGCGACGGACGUCAGUUGACCACUUUCCGAACAAAAUUCCUUAAUCCCAUCGCCAUAGCCAACUCCAAAUCCCUAGCUAGCGGCCCCCAAAUCAAUCCAUUCAAUCAAAUUCAAUCCGCCAUGGCAGCAAUCUCUCCCAUCCCGUUCGUCAUCUCGAUCCUCAUCCUCCUGAUGGCGCCAAUCCCAUCCACGGCGGGAAAGCCACACGUCAUCAAGUUCCGAUCUCCAAAUCUCUACCCGGAGGGCCUCGCCUACGACCGCUCCGGACAGCACUUCAUCGUCGGAUCCCUCCGCCACCGCACGAUCCACUCCGUCUCCGACGCGGGCGUCGUCGACACCCUCAUCACCGACCUCUCCCUCCCUCCCAACGCCUCGAUCCUCGGUUUAGCGGUGGAUUCAGUCAACCACCGCCUCCUCGCCGCCGUCCACUCCAUGGCCCCGCUCCCAAUCUUCAACGCCCUCGCCGCCUACGACCUCCGCACCCGCCAGCAGCUCUUCCUCUCCCCCCUCCCCGACGGCGGCGCCACCGCCGGCCGCCCCGUCGCCAACGCGGUGGCCGUCGACUUCAAGGGCAACGCGUACGUCACCAAUUCCUUGGGGACCGAGGAAGGGAACUUCAUCUGGAAAGUAGAUCCGGAAGGAAACGCGUCGAUCUUCUCCAGAUCCAAUCAAUUCACCAACUACCCCGUCGACCGCGACCUGCCGUACAGCGAAUCGGGACUCAACGGGCUGGCAUACGUCAGCAAGGGGUACCUGCUCGUGGUGCAGAGCAACACCGGGAAGGUGUUCAAGGUCGACGAGGUGACCGGCGGAGCGAGGCGGGUGAUCCUGCCGGCGGAUCUGAUGCACGCCGACGGGAUCGCGGUGCGGCGGCGGGACGGAGCCGCGCUGGUGGUGUCGCACGAGAAGGUGUGGUUCCUGAAGAGCGACGACAGCUGGGCGGAGGCGGCGGUGUUCGAUUCCGUGGAGCUGGAGGACCGGGAAGGGUUCGCGACGGCGGUGGUGGCGGCGGCGGAGGACAGGGCGUACGUGUUAUAUGGCAGCGUGAUGGAGGGUAUUUUGGGGAAUGCGGAGGGUGGAGGGAGGGAGUGGUUUAGGAUAGAGGAGGUUCGGUCGGCGAAGGAGAGCGAGGACGAGAAUGUAAUUUUGUACGUGAUGAUUGGGCUGGGCCUGGCCUACUUCUUGUUCUGGAGGUUUCAGAUGAAGCAGCUCGUUCGGAACAUGGAUAAAAAGACCACUUAGAGAAAAAACGGUUUUUUAGUUU
Messenger RNA from Linum trigynum, 1557 nucleotides. NCBI's taxonomy places the organism in Eukaryota, Viridiplantae, Streptophyta, Magnoliopsida, Malpighiales, Linaceae. The record is from the annotation of a GenBank genome assembly.